AACGCGACCCAUGGAGCUUCCGAGAGAUGAACUCGAGCGCAUGAUAUUUUUUGAGGAAGCUCGUCAGCGCGCGGAGCUAGAUCAUAAGGAAAACCCGUUGGACCCACAGGUGCUCACUCGAUGGGGCGGUGCUUUGCUUGAGCUUGCGCACUUUAAGCAAGGAAAGGAAGCCGUUGAAAUGAUAGAGCUCGCAAUAGCGAAAUUUCAGGCCGCGCUCGAUAUCGAGCCGAAAAAGCACGAUGCUCUAUGGUGCUUGGGGAACGCGUUGACGUCGCAGGGAUUUUUAUUUCAGGAAGCACAGAAGGCUUGCAGUCAUUUCGACGAAGCAAAAACCUGCUUCCAGCGCGCCUUGAACGAGGAACCUACCAACGAAAUCUACAGAAAGGCGCUCGAAAUGACAGACAAAGCACCUGGCCUCCAUGCCGAGCUACAACGGCAGCUCGCGGAGCAACAAAUCUACCACGAAGCUUCUAAAAAUGUCCAAAAAAGCACCAAAGGUGUUGUGCUGGAUGACAGGAAAGUAACAGCUGAUUUCUGGUACGGCGUGGGCGGCUGGCUAUGCUUCAUGGGCGUUGCAUUUUCGUGGACCCUCCUGCUCGCGCGCCAGAAAGCAUUCUGAUAGGAUCAAUCUGCGACGGGCAGAGGAGGCAUCAAGCAGCUUUUUUCGGGCAGAUACGUAUAUAUUUAUAUAAACUGUUAGUGCAACUUC
Micromonas commoda is the source of this 709-nucleotide messenger RNA. RefSeq lists its product with no specific name. The record is from RefSeq and is a predicted model, not a curated record. NCBI's taxonomy places the organism in Eukaryota, Viridiplantae, Chlorophyta, Mamiellophyceae, Mamiellales, Mamiellaceae. Gene Ontology annotation, cellular component: mitochondrial outer membrane translocase complex. The transcript is spliced from 2 exons. Gene Ontology annotation, molecular function: protein binding. Gene Ontology annotation, biological process: protein insertion into mitochondrial outer membrane. Bases 11 to 619 code for a protein of 202 amino acids.